GCCAUGGGAAAUGCAGGAUAGGAUAGGAUGCUGUUCAGAGGGUCACUGUGGACUUGAUGGGUUGAAUGGCCUGAUUCCACACUGGGAUUCUAUGAACAUCUUUCAAAGAGCCAGCAUUGAUCUGGAAGGCUGAUUAAGUCAAUGCUGAAUGAUAGCAAUAUGGCAGGCAUUCCUACAUGAUUCUAGUUUAUGUUGCUGGUUGGUUUAAAAAUUCCCAGUCAACAGCAUGAAUCUAACUUGCUGUUUUUAUUAAUUAAUAAUAGGCUUUCAUCUGGCGAGGCCUGAUCAGCUUAAAUAUUCCUUAAUCUUAACAGUUGAUAUUUUCUAUUAUUUUAAAACAUUAUGGAAAGUCUGAAAUCUGGUUCUUUGACAUUCUUCCCCACGAUCAGGUCUUGGGGGAACAUGUGUCAAUGUGGGUUGUAUCCCAAAGAAGCUGAUGCAUCAAGCUGCAAUUCUGCACCAGAACCUAGAGGAUGCCAGGAAAUUUGGUUGGACAUUUGAUGAGAAAGUUCAUCAUAACUGGACAACCAUGAAAGAUGCUAUUAAUAAUUACAUAGGCUCCUUGAAUUGGGGCUACAGAGUUUCUUUGAGAGACAAUGGUGUUACCUAUGUGAAUGGUUACGGAGAAUUUAUUGGACCUCACAAGAUUAAGGCAACAAACAAAAAGGGGAAGGAAACCUUUUACACUGCAGAAACAUUCAUUGUAGCCACUGGAGAGAGACCUCGCUACCUGGGAGUGCCUGGUGAUAAGGAGUACUGUAUCACAAGUGAUGAUCUCUUCUCGCUGCCUUACUGUCCUGGGAAGACCUUGGUGGUUGGAGCAUCCUAUGUUGCACUGGAGUGUGCGGGUUUUCUUGCAGGCCUUGGGCUGGAUGUGACUGUGAUGGUUCGCUCCAUCCUGCUGCGGGGAUUUGACCAGCAAAUGGCAGACCUGGUUGGAGACUACAUGGAGACCCACGGAGUCAAAAUCAUUAGGCAGUUUGUACCAACUAAGAUAGAGCAAAUUGAAGCUGGAACUCCAGGGAGAUUGAAAGUAACAGCUCAAUCUACAGAUGGCACAGAGAAUAUGGUGCAGGAGUAUAACACAGUAUUACUGGCAAUUGGGAGGGACGCCAGCACUAAAAACAUUGGCUUGGAUAACGUUGGAGUAAAGGUCAAUGAAAAGACUGGCAAGAUUCCUGUUGAUGAACUUGAACAAACAAAUGUGCCCCAUGUUUAUGCCAUUGGUGACAUUCUGGAGGGGAAGUUGCAGCUCACACCAGUGGCUAUUCAGGCUGGCCGCUUACUGGCCAAUAGGCUAUACGGAGGGUCCACUGUCAAGUGUGACUAUGUGAAUGUACCCACCACUGUCUUCACUCCCUUGGAAUAUGGAGCCUGUGGCCUUGCAGAGGAGAAAGCUAUAGAAAUACACGGGAGAGAGAAUUUGGAUGUCUAUCACAGUUAUUUUUGGCCUCUAGAGUGGACUGUCCCAACCAGGGAUAACAACAAAUGUUAUGCCAAGAUUAUCUGCAACAAACAAGACAAUAAUCGGGUAAUAGGUUUCCAUGUAUUGGGCCCGAAUGCAGGAGAAAUCACUCAGGGAUUUGGAGCCGCGAUAAAAUGUGGAAUAACCAAGGAACAGUUGGACAGUACAAUAGGAAUUCACCCAGUCUGUGCAGAGGUGUUCACAACAUUAUCAGUCACAAAGGAGUCUGGUGGUAACAUCGAACAGUCUGGCUGCUGAGGUUAAACCCUGCUGUUGUCACUUUGCCAUAAUGGAUUGUUUUGUCUCCACGGGCAACGCUCAGUUCAUGUAAGCCCAUCAAUCUUUGUGGUGAAGACUCCAUUCCUUGUUUUCCAGCUACUGUGGAGGACUCUGCAAUGGUGUGAGGAAAUGUGAACAUCCAUUUGGCAAUUAGUACAAUGGUGGGGUUAUUAAGAAUCCAAUGAAAUAAGCUGCUGCUCUGUAGGAGCAUCAACCCUGAUGCUUUCAUGAAGUCCAGGCCUGGAACCAGUUUCAAAUGGAAGGCUGCGAUGGAAAAACUGCAAGCACAGUUUAGCAAUUCUCAGUAAACUCAGAUAUCAAGGGCUUCCACUAUCACUGGAGAACUCUCAGCAGACCAAAAUUAAACUAGAAAGGGGGGUGGGAAAUGACAAAAUUAGUGUAUUUUCCAUACUUUCCACUACCUGGACACUGGUGUUUUCUUUCUUCUAUAUAAUACUGCUGUAGAUGUCACCAUCUUUUUCACCCUUAAGUGAAUUGUUUUUAAACAGUUUUAAUACUGAAGCUGAAUAUAUUCAUUCUGAUUCUAAUAUUUUGCAUUUGGUCUAAUGGGAGUGAAGUUUGUCUUGGGUAAUUGGUGAAUAGUCAGCUCACUUUGUCUGUGCAGGCACAAUGUGAAAAGUUUUUAUUGAAGGGAUGUUUUAUGGUUGUCCACCAGUCACUUCAUCCCCAACAUCUUUAGACUUUGGGCAUUAAUUCACAGCAGUAUCAUUCAUUCCUAGCAGACUUGCUGUUGCACCUAGGAUGAGGACUGCAACAUGCUGUUGUUUACAGUAGGUUUUUUAAUGUACCAGUCCACUGUCCUUUCUAUUUGGCACUCAUCACAAUCUGUCUUCUUCACAGCCCACUUUGUUUUUCCUUCUGGUGAAUUAAAGUCUUGUAAUCUACCACUUAAUGUGAGUGUGUUUGGAUAUUUUUGUGUAAGUUUUUUUUUUUUGUCCACACCUUUUCACGAAGGUUGUGGUGUAAAUCUGAAGGAAAAUAGGAUGAGGUGUGUUUUUUUUUUUUUUUUCUUUGCUUCAGGAUCUAGUCAGGUUUUGAAUUUGAACAACUUUUUUACAACAUGUGAAGCUAACUACUUCUCCACCACUGCUGCAAGUGUAAACUUGAACUUGUAACCUCAGGCUUAGAACUACAACCUUGAACUUGGAACCUAGGAGCAGACAUUAAUGAGAUGCCAUUCCAGCCAAAAGGCUUCUUUCCCCUGUGCUGGAACACUUUUUUUUUUUGUGUACAAACACAGCCUGGGUUUUAAUUUUCAAGAUGGUUUUGUAAGUGUAUUGGGGGAAAUUCUAGUUGGUUCAGGCAAACAUCCUGCUAUUGCAAUCAUUGAUCAUAAAACAUGCACUCAAAACCCUUGUUUUUUCAGUCCUUUUUGAAUUAUUGCACUCUACAUCUUUUAUAGCUUCAAGCACCAUUACCCAGUCCCAGAGUGCACAUCUGCAAUGCAUGUUGGUUGCAUCCAGACAGUGAAGAGGGCACUUUUUUUUUUGCUUGAGGAGCACUGACCUUACUUAGUGCCUGCCUGCAGUAUUUGCAAGCCUACAAGGAUUUUACACUUUUUGGAUGUUGUCCGAUUAAUACUAUAUUUGCUACAACACUUCGUGAUUAGAAAUAGUGAGUUGUUCAGUUAUAAUUGUCAGAAGUAUUUGUGGUUGCCUUUGUCAAUAUUUAAUCAAAAUUGCAUCAUCCUUAAAUUACUUCUCUGCAUCUAUCUUGAACAAGUGACUCCUGCAACUUGCCAUGUACAAAAUUUUAAAAUGUAUUGUUACAAAACUGAUAUGUCUUGCAUAUUAAAAAUCUGAAAUGAGAAA
This is a messenger RNA of Rhincodon typus (whale shark), 3576 nucleotides long. RefSeq names its product thioredoxin reductase 3 (gene txnrd3). Gene Ontology annotation, molecular function: glutathione-disulfide reductase (NADPH) activity; thioredoxin-disulfide reductase (NADPH) activity; flavin adenine dinucleotide binding. The record is from RefSeq and is a predicted model, not a curated record. Bases 437 to 1723 code for a protein of 428 amino acids. Lineage: Eukaryota; Metazoa; Chordata; Chondrichthyes; Orectolobiformes; Rhincodontidae. Gene Ontology annotation, biological process: cellular response to oxidative stress; cell redox homeostasis; glutathione metabolic process. Gene Ontology annotation, cellular component: mitochondrion; cytosol. The transcript has 11 exons.